AUGUCACCACCACCCCACGACGCCCAGAUCUGCGCGCAGACCUACAACCGCUGCCCCGAGGGCCUCUGCGUCCAGCGGCUGGAGCUUGCCGAGAUGAUGUUCGCCGCCAUCAGCGCCGUCGACGAGCUUGGUAAGCGGCGGGUGCUCAUUAUGGAGAAACUAUGUGAGGACCUCGGGACUUUGAAGUCUGAGGGGAUGUCGAGAGAGGCGAGGAGGAUGUUGAAGGAUGAUGUGAAGGAUGUGCGGAGGCUGCUGAGGAGGCUCGGCGAGGAUGCAGUAGGGGUGGGGAGGCUGGUGGGGAUGUGGGGGGAGAGGAAGGAUGGGAUGGAUGGUGGAGGAAGUGCGGCGGUUAGUGUGAUGCUGGAGGGGGAUGAGGAGUUUUUGAGGGGUGAGUAA
Messenger RNA from Morchella sextelata, 396 nucleotides. RefSeq lists its product as uncharacterized. The transcript has a single exon. The record is from RefSeq and is a predicted model, not a curated record. Lineage: Eukaryota; Fungi; Ascomycota; Pezizomycetes; Pezizales; Morchellaceae. The coding region runs from base 1 to 396 and encodes 131 amino acids.